AUGAAAAGUUCAUCACCAAGAAAUUAAUUAGUAAUUGAAAAAAGAGGUCUAAGUGAACAUGUUUAAGCUACUAAUAUCAACUCAGGAAGUAGAAAGACUUCAAUUAUGACAAAGGAUGGCAAUAUUUUAAAGGGAAAUCUCUAAACCAUUUAAAAAUAAACAGAGAUAAAUAACUCUUAACUCAAGAAGGUUUCAAGCGCUGGAAAAUUACUGAUACCCAAAAGUUAACAUUCUAUAUAUUUUUUUAGAUGAUUAACAAUAACAAAAAUAAAAACGAUUUUCAUCAAAAGAAGGAGAUGGAUAAAAUGUAAUUAGAUCAGGUUAUUUAUACAAAUAAAUUUCUCCAAAAGUAACAAUGCAAGAAGAUAAAAUGAAUGUUGUAUUUAUUCAGGAACUCAAUAAAUAUUAAAUAAAUAAUGAACCAACAUCACCAAAAUCACCAAAAUUAACAGAUGCUAAUUUAUUUAUGCAUGAAAUGACUUAAAAUGGAUUUUAAUUUAAAGGACCAUAAUCACCUCCAUCGCAUGAUAUACUUACAAAUGGUUAACUAAAAAAUAAAAUACCUAAAAGUGUUUUAAGUCAUCAUCAAAACUUAAUACAUGCAUCUGGAAAGAAAACAAAUGAAUUAAAAAUAAGCAAACAACAUCAAAACACAGUAACCUACUAUUGA
Messenger RNA from Paramecium sonneborni, 670 nucleotides. Lineage: Eukaryota; Ciliophora; Oligohymenophorea; Peniculida; Parameciidae. The record is from the annotation of a GenBank genome assembly.